Miscanthus lutarioriparius is the source of this 204-nucleotide messenger RNA. NCBI's taxonomy places the organism in Eukaryota, Viridiplantae, Streptophyta, Magnoliopsida, Poales, Poaceae. The record is from the annotation of a GenBank genome assembly.
AUGGCACCGGCCUGGGCUGCCCGGACAGCGGAUCCGGAUCCCCAGCGGCUAGCGGCUGCCGGCGACGAGCCUUUGCCCCCGCUCGCCGGCGACGAGCCUCCGCCCCUGCUCGCUGGCCGCCGGCAACGUCUCUGUCCCCGCGACAUGGAUCCAGGCGUCCAGCGACCUCCCUGGAUGGCGUCUGGCGUCUCCAAAUAUGAGUAG